AUGACAUCCAAACUCUUUCCCGGAGAGCCAAACAAGGCCAUGGUGAUCCGGAAGGUCACUCCAGAGAUCACCACCUUCAGCGUCCCGUUCUCACGAUUCGGACUCUUUAAGUUUGGAGGUAGAGGAACAUUAGUGAAAUUGAGCACGGGAUCCCUCGCGAUCAUUUCCCCGGUGGCGUUGACCCCCGAAGUGCAAGAUAUAGUAGCCACAGAAGGUGGAAAAGUGAAGUAUAUCGUGGCGCCCGAUAUCGAGCAUCAUCUCCACGUCUCAAGCUGGAGGAACGCCUUCCCCGACGCCAGAAUCAUUGCGCCAGAGGGUCUGUACGAGAAACGCCAGAAGUCUUCCGAUUACACCGACAGUCCUUUCGAGCAUGUUUUGACGAGAGCGAAAAAGCAUACCGACAGAAUCUCGGAGGAGUUCCACGCCGAUUUCGAAGUCGAGUACAUGGACGGCCACGGCAACCGUGAAAUCGUGCUGUUGCAUAAACCAACUGGGACAUUAAUCGAAGCCGAUUUGCUCUUCAACAUGCCAGCGACUGAACAGUACUCGCGCUCAGAAGAGUCGGCUACUGCUGGGGUUCUGAAUAAAUUGUUUAUGCCGUUGCUCACAGCCACGGCGAAUCCCCCAACAUGGCAUCGCCGAUUAGCGUGGUAUGCUUUCUCAAAACCGGACCGGGACUCUUUCACGGAGUCGAUCAGGCGUAUCUACAUUUGGAAUUUUGAUCGAAUCAUCCCGUGUCAUGGGGAUGUGAUAGAGAAAGGGGGCAAAGAGGUUUUCGCUCGAGUUUUCGACUGGUUUUUGACUGGUAAACAGAAGAUCUGA
Molecule: messenger RNA, 822 nt
Organism: Aspergillus clavatus NRRL 1
Lineage: Eukaryota; Fungi; Ascomycota; Eurotiomycetes; Eurotiales; Aspergillaceae
Exons: 2
Coding region: 1-822 (273 amino acids)
Source: RefSeq, a predicted model, not a curated record